This is a messenger RNA of Prorocentrum cordatum, 1389 nucleotides long. NCBI's taxonomy places the organism in Eukaryota, Dinophyceae, Prorocentrales, Prorocentraceae. The record is from the annotation of a GenBank genome assembly.
AUGGCUCAAUGUUUUUUGGGCUCCAUGCCAUCUCCGCCCUGUCAGAACUGUUCAACUGGGCUUGCCGCCCACGGGCUUGUCAUGGGUGUCACAGUGCUCUGUGCUGCGUUCUCCGUAUUACUCCACGGUGUCUCUUCCAUGUCCAGUUGUUUGGACGGAGCAAGUCUUCAUAUCGAUAUCGACAUGUUCCUGGCUUCGUUAUCCGUACUCGUCUACUUUGUCGAUUUCCACUACCUGAAGAACACGGAGGAAAUCACAAACAUGAGCAAGUUGACCAACGCACGAUCUUGGAUCGGUAAGGUUGUUCUCGAAGGUAGGCGCAAAGUUUUGCGUUCAGUCUCCGCCGAGGAACCUGCAUCGCGUAAGCAAUUCGGUACUGUUGACGACGGCCACGAUGGUUCAUGGGAUCCGCUUGGACACAAACGUCACCGAUCGAGGUCCGACAUGCACACGAUCGAGCGCGCACGGAGAGAGAGCGUGAGCCACACUCUCCCGAGCAUGCUGAAAGUGAUGCAUGCCGCCAUCAGACUGGGACACGGAGAAGCAGCCGUGACGUUGUUCGAUCAGAUGCUGGAGAAGGGGGCCGUUCCUGGUGCACACCUUAUCCACAAGGCCGUGUCAAACCGUUUCUUCCAGCUCGUCGCUGACACUCUCGACGACAAACGCGUGCAAAUAGACGGAUUGCGGCUUCUUGAUUUAGUCAGAGCUCAUGGGAUUCACGCGUCGGUUGAGAUUCAGAACCGUUUGCUGGCUGCAUGGAGGGACCGUCAGCUUCCAGAGAGUGUCGUUGAGUAUUUCGUAAAGAUGAAGAGCGCGGGUACCACCCUCAGCAAAUGGGCAUGUCGUUCCAUGGUCGUGGCCUACGAGCGUUCCGAUCCAGAAUUAGUUUUGAAGAUUUGCAAUGAAAUGGAGGGAUCAGGUAUUCAGCUCUACCGGGCGGCGUACAAUGCGGUGUUGGGUGUUCGUCUUCAGCUUGGCAUGCACAAGGAAGCCGACGCGUUGUUCAUGAAGAUGGCUGACCAUGCAGUGGCUCCCAAUGCACGAACUUAUAGCGUCAUGAUCAGGGUCUAUUCGUUCAGCGACCAACACGAGAAAGCUAUUGCCAUCUUCGGAACUAUGUGUGAACACCUUUUCGAGCCCGACCAUGUCGACUACCAUUAUGCAAUCCGUUCUUGCGUAAAGAUCCAGCGUGUUGGAUACGCCGUACAACUAUACAACGACGCGAUUCAGGCGAAGGUGCCCCUUCUCGCGAGCACGUGCGUCAUUCUGAGCCGUGCGUGCAAACGCGUUGGCUGGAUGUGUUCGGCGAACAAGUUCGAAAUGGAGCUGACACACCAGCAAAUAGCUCUUAUGCAGGAGGUAGUGGCCGCGUGGAAGUUUCAAGCGUAG